AUGACAAGCUCUACUGAUGUCAAGAGUAAGCAGCAGCUAAAAAGUAAGUGUUUGUUGCUAAAUGAGCUUUGAUUGAUUUUUGAAAUUUCAUUGAAAUUUAAAAAUUUGACUUAAAAAAUUUUUGGGGCAGGGGAAAGAGAUGGAUUUAAAAAUGUUUUUGGUUGAACAUGUAACUUUAUUGUUUUAGAAGAAGACUUAUGGAAAUGUGCAAGUAUUUUUCUAUUUAUAUUAUUGACGACUUCAGUAUCUAUUAUAUUAUUACUGCUUUCACAUCGGGACGUUUGUACUAACGGUAAGCAAUGUAUAAUUAUAUUACUUUAAGUGAAGGUUUUGUACUUUUUAUAAAAAGGCAAGGCAUUUUUGGAAAGUGCAGGCUAGGAUUAGACUAUAAUAGUAAAGCUAAGACUGAGGCUACGGUUGGGACUAGGGCUCUGCACUAUGGGCUAGGGCUAGGGCUCUGGGCUAGGGUUCUGGGCUAGGGCUCUGGGCUAGGGCUCUGGGCUUAUGCUCUGGGCUUGCACUUUGGAUUAGGGCCAGUUUUAUUUUAAUAGUUGACUUUUUCAGAAUAUCAUACCUCACUUAUUGAAUCUCAACCGAAGAUAUUUAUCAUAACUCCAACCUACGCAAGACCAGAAAGAUUGGCCGACUUAACUAUGUAAGUGAUCUAAAUACUGUUUCUAAUUUUUUUUUAUUUUGCAAAAAAAAUUCAUUUCUUUUUAAAUUUAAAAUUUAAAUUUUUUAUUUAUGUUGUUCUAGGCUAGCUCAAGUAUUGAUGCAUGUAAAAAACAUUCACUGGGUCGUUGUUGAAGACGGUGGACGAAUAGCCGAACCAGUAGAACGGUUGCUUCAUCGGACUGAAAUUGAACAUACGUACUUCUCAGCAGUAACACCUGAUUACUUGCCUAGUAAGUUUAUUUUUACCGUAGGAUAUGCAUUAUAUAGCUAAAUGAAGAUAAAUGAGUGUAGCUGAAGGCUUGGCAGAGGUAGCUUAAAGUAAGGUAAAGAUAGGUAAGGGUGUGUGGGAGUAGGUGAUGAUUGCUAAGGAGACAGGUGGGGGUAACUAAUGGUAGGGCAGAACAAGGCAAGGCAAGUCAAGGCAAGGCAAGGCAAGGCAAGGCAAGGCAAGGCAAUAAUUACAAAUACCAUUUUCAGAACGAGGCUGGGCCCAACGAAACGCCGCCCUAAGGCAUUUGCGAGAAAAGUACAUUGCCUACACUGAUCAUGCUUUAGUCUACUUUGCUGAUGAUGACAAUUCGUAUGACUACAGAGUAUUCGAUGACUAUAUACGCAAAGUAAAGCGACUUGGAGUAUGGGCCGUUGGGUUGGCCGCUAGCUCUCGGAUCGAAGCACCUAAUGUUGACAAUGACACUGUUAUUGGAUGGAACGUUAUGUAUCGACCACACCGAAGAUAUGCCGUAGAUAUGGCUGGGUUCGCUGUGUCAUUACGACUUAUUUUGGGGACAUUGUGAGUUUUCUGUAAAAUUCGUCUUAAAAUAGCAAGAACUUUUUUUACAAAACAAAAAUUGCAAGAACUUUCUUUACAAAACAGAAAAUGGCAAUAACUUUCUUUACAAAUCAAAAAAUGGCAAGAACUUUCUUUACAAAACAAAAAAUGGCAAGAACUUUCUCUACAAAACCAAAAAUGGCAAGAACUUUCUUUACAAACCAAAAGUGUGACCCAUCGUAUAACGUGUCACUCGCAACCUGCGAAUCGUUUAAAUCAGGAGUUUUUGGUUUUAAAUGGCAAGAACUUUGUUUCCAUAACAAAAAAUGGCGAGAACUUUCUUUACAAAAAAAAUGGCAAGAACUUUCUUUACUAAACAAAAAAUGGCAAGAACUUUGUUUCCAUAACAAAAAAUGGCGAGAACUUUCUUUACAAAACCUAAGAUAACAUUUCUAACUCCAGAGCUUUGUUUGGCAAAGACUGUGUUGGAUCUGAUCCUGAAGACUGUUUUCUUCGUCAGAUCGGUGUACCACUAAGUGAACUGGAGCCAUUUGGACAUGAUACUGAUCCGAAGGACGUGCUUGUCUGGCAUACAAAGACUGUUGUUUCUAAAAUGAAAGGCGAGAGCUAUGGCUAUGUUUUUGAGGAAAAACAUUUGUAA
Messenger RNA from Bursaphelenchus okinawaensis, 2105 nucleotides. The record is from the annotation of a GenBank genome assembly. Lineage: Eukaryota; Metazoa; Nematoda; Chromadorea; Rhabditida; Aphelenchoididae.